UAGUAAACAUUGCAUUUCCAAAGGCUGUAUCUCCCCACAAUAUUUUAAGUGGUUUUUCUGCAACAGGUAUUUACCCGUUAAAUCCUGAUGUGUUUACUGAAAAUGAUUACUGUCCUAACUAUGUAACUGAUCGCCCUGACCCACCUUGUUCACAGGCUGAUUCAAAUAAAAAAGACUGUGAAUCUUAUUCAAUGCAACCAGAACCAUCAAAUAAAAGAUUUAAAGAAUCUAUUCAGAUACCAGAUAAUCAGGUAGACAUAACAAUAGAAGAUUCAGUUGUAUCAAAUAAAACCUCUAAUCAGAACCCAAUCACAACAUUAGGUUUUAACAAUUCAAUCAUACCACCUGAGAGUAUUAGGCCUCUGCCUAAAGCAGGCCCGAGGUUAGCAUCAAAAAGAGGUAGGAAAAAGCGGUCAACUAUGAUUCUUACUAACACGCCUGUCAAAGCAUGGCUUGCUAAUUAUAAAAAGAAAAAAACUAAUAAAAAAAAAUUUACUAAUGGAAGUAAAAAAGAAUUAAUAAAAUCAAAUCUUGCUACGAAAAAACUUUCUAUAGUCUUAAAUUCAUCUUAAGAUAAAGAGUAUCUGUGCAUCUAUUGUUUUGAAUCAUUUUCCAACAGCCGAUCAAGAGAACAGUGGAUUCAAUGUCAGGUUUGCCAAAAAUGGGCUCAUGAAGAAUGCACACCAGGCUUACAACAGUUUAUUUGUGAAUUGUGUUCUUUAUCCAAUAAUUUAAUUUAAAAAACCAAACCUAAAAACAUUUAUAGUGAUAAACUAAAUUUGUUAAUUGUGUUAUAUUUAAAAUAUAUAUAUUUCAGUU
This is a messenger RNA of Hydra vulgaris (swiftwater hydra), 819 nucleotides long. Lineage: Eukaryota; Metazoa; Cnidaria; Hydrozoa; Anthoathecata; Hydridae. The record is from RefSeq and is a predicted model, not a curated record.